Messenger RNA from Gymnogyps californianus (California condor), 445 nucleotides. RefSeq names its product histone H2A. The record is from RefSeq and is a predicted model, not a curated record. Gene Ontology annotation, cellular component: nucleosome. The transcript has a single exon. Gene Ontology annotation, molecular function: DNA binding; structural constituent of chromatin; protein heterodimerization activity. The coding region runs from base 1 to 435 and encodes 144 amino acids. Lineage: Eukaryota; Metazoa; Chordata; Aves; Accipitriformes; Cathartidae.
AUGUCUGGCCGUGGCAAGAGCGGCGGUAAGGCCCGAGCUAAGGCCAAGUCUCGCUCGUCCCGGGCUGGGCUGCAGUUUCCGGUCGGGCGCGUUCACCGGCUGCUGCGGCGCGGGCACUACGCGGAGCGGGUGGGGGCCGGUGCGCCCGUGUACCUGGCCGCCGUGCUGGAGUACCUGACGGCCGAGAUCCUGGAGCUGGCGGGCAACGCGGCGCGCGACAACAAGAAGACGCGCAUCAUCCCCCGCCACCUGCAGCUGGCGGUGCGCAACGACGAGGAGCUCAACAAGCUGCUGGGCGGCGUCACCAUCGCGCAGGGCGGCGUCCUGCCCAACAUCCAGGCCGUGCUGCUGCCCAAGAAGACAGGCGGCGGCGGCGGCGCGGGCCCCACCAAGGCCGGCAAGAAGGGCAGCGGGCAGCAGUCGCAGGAGUACUAAGGCGGCCGGC